Messenger RNA from Lycium ferocissimum, 738 nucleotides. RefSeq lists its product as uncharacterized. The record is from RefSeq and is a predicted model, not a curated record. Lineage: Eukaryota; Viridiplantae; Streptophyta; Magnoliopsida; Solanales; Solanaceae. The transcript has 5 exons. Bases 1 to 738 code for a protein of 245 amino acids.
AUGGAUGGUGCAGGAAAUAUUUUUCCAUUGGCAUAUGGUGUGAUAGAUUCCGAGAAUGAUAAGUUUUGGACGUGGUUCUUUGAGCAGCCACAUUUGGUGAGUAUAUGGCAUUUAUGGAAAAAUGUGACAAAGAAUUACAAGACGAAAGAUGAAGUAUUGAGCCCCAUAUUCUAUGCACUUGCAAAAGCAUACACACAGGAUGAGUUAGACAAGAUAAUGGAGAAGAUUGAGAAGGUUGACUAUCGGGUAAAAGAUUACUUGGAGGAUGCUGGAAGGGAAAAGUGGGCUCGACUGUAUUCACCAGUUAACAGAAGAUGGACAAUGACCUCAAAUAUAGCCGAGUGUAUUAAUGGAAAACUAGUAGCAGCAAGAGAGUUGCCUGUUUUUGAUUUUCUUGAAGAAAUUGAACCAUCGAUUGAAUUUGUGUAUACCGUACAUGAUCAAUCAAGGCGUUUCAUAAUUGAUCUUAAAAAUAAAACAUGCAGCUAUAGAGUGGUGAAGACGUAUGAUGUGCCAGUUGAUCCUCUCCCUGACGAGAGUGAGUGGAAUAUUCCUAAACACAUAUCCGAUGAAGUUGUUUUACCACCGAGAUACAAGAUACCCCCAGGAAGGCCAAAGAAAAAGCGAGACAAACCAUUAAUGAAGAUGAUGAUUGGUAAACGUAGGAAUGCUUAUAAUACUUGUGGACGUCUUGGCCACAAUAGGUGCUCUUGUUCUAAUGAGUCUCGUAAGAAGUAG